This is a messenger RNA of Lachancea sp. 'fantastica', 1842 nucleotides long. Lineage: Eukaryota; Fungi; Ascomycota; Saccharomycetes; Saccharomycetales; Saccharomycetaceae. The record is from the annotation of a GenBank genome assembly.
AUGGAGGCAGGAGACAAUGAAGAAUCACAGAGAUCUGAUCCAGGUUCGACGGCACCCAGUGAUCCACCUUCUAGUUCGAGUUCGAACGGCCGUCAAACAAGAAAUGUUACAGUCACAAUCCAAUAUGCCGUUUUGAACGGAGGCAGACCGAACGCUGGUGAUGACAAUGAUGACACAGUUAGCAGAGUUCCGUUUGUGCUGAAUUUUACGGACGUUCCGCCAUCUGCUACACAAGAGCGGUUGGAGCAGGUAGUAGGACUAGCCUCUACUCUAGCUAUCAAUCGGUUGCAUACUAGAUUCAAUCGUCCCAAGGGUAUUUCAAAAGAGGCUUUCGAAAAGUUGCCAGUUUUAGGCUUGGAUAAGGCACCACAGGAAACAUGCAGUAUCUGCUAUGAUGCUUUUGAGGAGGAAACGUCGUUGGAAGAGCAGCGUAUGGAAAAUAAAAAGAGAGGCUUAGACUCAGAAGGAGGUAAUGAGCCCGAUGCCACAAAACGACAAAGAACGCCUCAAGAAGCAUCGUCAGAAUCUUCUUUUAUACAGCGCGACCAUCAACAAGAUCCUGCGCAGAACUCGGAUGUCUCGGAUUCAGGUGCUAAGAACGUAGCAUCCACCAAGUACAAGCACUCUCCCGUUGAGCUUCCUUGCCGUCAUAUCUUUGGACGGGACUGUAUAAGAGAAUGGACUCAGGAGCACAACACAUGCCCGGUUUGCCGCAGAUCUAUUGUGGAUGCUUCGGGCCUUAACAGCCCUCCGGCAAAUGAGGACCAAGAUAGCUUUCUGGACCAACAGACCCUUGAAAGGAUUAGACUGCUUUUGUAUGGUCCAAUGGCCACGGGGUCAGGAGAAACCGGUCCAUCAGGACGUAACCCAGCAGCCCCAGCACAAAGUCCUUUGUCGGCAACAGACGACUCUGGUACAGGACCUGCUUCGAGAGCAGACCCUUUAAGCAGUCUGGCUAAUUUCAUCGUAUUCAGGCCCAAUCGCAGUCCCGCUGCUAAUGACACAGGCACCAACCGCGGCUCGCCGCAAUUACCCCCAAUUCCAAAUAGCACUUCUGCACCAGCGACUGCCGGUCAGACCCCGCCUUUGAUUCUCAACGGUGCAAGGCCAAGCGGUAUAGGAUUGAUGCCCAUCACCUUCAUUCACCUCCGUGGGAGAUCUCCGGUGCAACAGAGUGAAGAAGGAGAGGAACGCCCCAGUACAGGUGACUCUGUAGACACUACGGCUUCACGGACUGCUCCUCCGGAAAACGCAGCUCAGGGCGUCCCUCCAAUUACCACAGACACUUCCCCAGAAACGAAUAGUUUCAUCGCCUCACUAAACCAUAUUUUCAAUUUGAAUAACAGCGACUCUGCGGCUACAUCGAAUGAAUCACAAGGAAACUCCUUUGGCGCUUCUGCCUCCAACGCUAAUAACGAUACCCUUGAAGACCGAAAUGAAGCGGGGCAAGACAAUGCACAAUCACUGAGCGGGAAUAACACCAGCAGGAACCAAAGUCCCGAGCGUCGUCGGGGCUUCAACUUGAACAGUCUUUUGGGACUUGCUCGAAACUUCAGCAACUUCAAUCAUCGGAGAACUGAUCCUGAUCCUAUGUUUAGUACUGGUGUGGCUAGUCGAAGAACCGCAGACGGUGUGUCCACCGUGAACUUCAAUGGCGAGAUGCCCAAUCCAGAAUCCCAAUCUCACGAGCAAUCUCACGAGCAAUCUCACGAGCAAUCUCACGAGCAAUCUCACGAGCAAUCUCACGAGCAAUCUCACGAACAAUCUCACGAGCAAUCUCACGACCAGCAUGACGAUUCACAAGCCCACCCUGCUCCUCCUCGGGCUGACGAAUCGCAAUGA